Prunus armeniaca (apricot) is the source of this 1110-nucleotide messenger RNA. Lineage: Eukaryota; Viridiplantae; Streptophyta; Magnoliopsida; Rosales; Rosaceae. The record is from the annotation of a GenBank genome assembly.
AUGAAUAUUGUCUCAACUUCAAAACCCACCGACUCCACUCCACCAUCCUCCCAAAUUGUUACUAUUCAUAGUGACAACACUCCGUUUCCUACCAGCAUCAUCUUGACAGAGACCAAUUAUGCCUUAUGGUCUCAGGUCAUGGAGAUGCGUAUUGCUGCCUACGAAAAAUUGGGGUACCUCACCAGCAACGCCCCACAACCUUCAAAGCUCUCCUCCACCUACAACAAAUGGUGUACGGAGAACUUUCGAGUCAAGAGGUGGCUCAUCAACUCCAUGUCUCCCGACUUGAUGAGUCUUUUCAUAUGUUUAAGUACCGCCACAGAAAUAUGGGAUGCCAAUGGUGCACCUGUCCACAAAUACUUCAGCCAGUUGCAGACCAUCUUUCAGGAGAUUGAUCACCGUACUUCAAAUCGCAUGCACUACGACGCUGACGUGACUGAACGUCAGACCGAACUGGAUCGUCUUCGUGUUCACCUUUUUCUUGCUGGCCUCGACCCUCAGUUUGAUCAAGUCCAGGGGGAUAUCCUUUGCCUAUGUCCUUUGCGAAGCUCAACAAUGAUUGACCAUGACCAGUACUCCAGACACUGUGGUCUUGGCCACUCAAUGUCCAUGGGGCCCUCCGUCCUCUUUCAGUGGUACCCGAAUUGGUGGGACCACUCUAAAGCUCCCCGCAAGAAUAGGAGCAAAUCACUCAACACAUCAUCCGCCUCAUAUCCUGUAUGUCCUGUUGUUUCGACUACACCGGCUCCCGCCUCUGCCUCUAUAGCCACAACAAGUACCCAAGGUUAUGUUUUGCAUAGUUCUUCAAAGAAACACACAUGGGUCAUUAACACUGGAGCCACUGAUCAUAUGACCUUUGAUUUUGGACAAAUUACCUCUCAUACACUGUCUUCUCAAUCAGUGGACAUUCUCAACAGCAAGACAAUUGGUUGUGGUACUAGGACGGGCAAACUCUACUAUUUGGACUUGGCAUCUGAUAGUGAAGCCAGCCUAAGCCAAGCUUACACAAUUUGGGGUGUGAGUGUUGAGAAGAAGACUUCAGAAAUAUUUCCAAUUUUAAGUGUGACAUUUGUGAACUGGCCAAGAGCCAUCGUGUUCCUUUUCCCUUAA